Messenger RNA from Effrenium voratum, 709 nucleotides. The record is from the annotation of a GenBank genome assembly. NCBI's taxonomy places the organism in Eukaryota, Dinophyceae, Suessiales, Symbiodiniaceae.
UGGGCUUUCGGCCGUUUUGGCUUCAGCUGUCCGCAUCCAUGGGCUCCCAAAGAUGCAGCAGGCUUUGGCCUGGGCGUCCAAGCAGCUGGAAGGAGUCCUUGUGGCUGAUGGCUGCUGCUGCGCAGGCAAAGGUCCUGACGCGAAGUAUGGAGAUCUCGUCGUCAUGACGGACUGGGACACCAACGAGGGCGUUCCUGGCUUUGUGGACAUCCCCAGGCUGUCGGAAGAUCCGGCCAGGGCGGAGGCCAGCUCCUCCCGGGAGUAUAGCCCGGCGGAGGAUCUGGAAGACCCCCUGGCGGCACGCGAGGUUUUGCAGCUCAGAGAGCUGAUGAAGAACUUCGUGCAGGAGAUGGUGGUUGGGCGGGAGGUGAACAUUGUCGUGGAGGAGGAUCAGCUGGAAAAGGGCUGGCUCCGCCUCACACCAAACCUUCUGCAGCUUCGACUCGAUGUCGAUGGUGCCUCCCAUGAAAUGCUGCUCAGGAAUAUCCGAGAUGUGCGGUCCGGCAAGAUGGGCCAUGGUCCGGUGAAGCUGGAUUCACUGUGCUGCACGCUUCUGCUCAAGGGCGGCGAGUGCCUUUCGUUCCGCUUCCAGUCGCUGGCGGAGCGGAACAGAUUUGCGAAGUGCGUGAAGGUUUUGGCGCUUGCCCUGGAGCAGUGAGCGACGUGAGAGUUCCGAUCGAGUUCAGGGUGGGAAGCGGUUGGUUCCCAC